Amphibalanus amphitrite is the source of this 1199-nucleotide messenger RNA. RefSeq lists its product as uncharacterized. Gene Ontology annotation, molecular function: zinc ion binding. Lineage: Eukaryota; Metazoa; Arthropoda; Thecostraca; Balanomorpha; Balanidae. The record is from RefSeq and is a predicted model, not a curated record. The transcript has 4 exons. Bases 63 to 1199 code for a protein of 378 amino acids.
GCUCUGCUCUUGCUGGUUAUUUUGUGACACGUUGCGUCUGCGGACAGGACCGGCAGACACUGAUGGCGUCCUUGAAGAGGAUCGUUUACGCCGAGAGCGAGGUGUCGAUGGGACAGCACAUGGAGGUGCUAGACCGCGAGUGGGGAGACAUCUACCCCAGCUUCCUGUCCUACGCGAUGGGACUUUACCAGCGGCGAGAAGAGUGGGCCUUGUGCCUGAGGGAUGACAUCCCCACUAACGGCCACAACACUAACAACGUCGUGGAGUCGGCCUUCCGCGUCGUAAAAGACUCGGUGCUGUACAGGACGCGCGCGUUCAACGCCGUGCAGCUGGUGGACUUCCUGACCAACCGGCUGGAGUCCUACUACCAGCGGCGGCUGGUGGACGUCGCCAAUGGAAGGCGAGCUCGCCAAAGACAGCAGCGGGCAGCGGCACCAUCGACCGGCGAGAUCACUCAGAUAUCCGAUGACAUCUACGAGGUGCGGUCGUCCCAGCAGGCCCAUGAGACGCCGUACGUGGUGGACGCCGCCAUCGCCUCCUGCUCCUGCGCCAGCAGCCGGUGGAAGAGAGUGCUGUGCAAACAUCUCCUGGCGGUGCUGGAGCAGAGGGGCGACGAGAUGCCCGAUGCUCAUCUGACCGAGUCGGGCAGGCUGGCCCUGAUGACGAUUGCCACCGGUCAACGGGCCUGGCCUGCAGGGUGGUUUGCGCCUCUUGCGGAAAAGCCUGGGGCUAGCGCAGCCCUGCCCGCCGGCCCAUCUGCUGCGCCCAGCGAGUGCGAUGCUACACCAGGCUGCGAGGCCGUCAACGAGGAGGCUGCACCUCAGGCGCCCCAUGGCGAAGGGUCAACUUCGCCCUCCGCGAGCCAAGCGCAGGCGGCUGCAGCUGUGGAGGAGCAGCUGGUGGCCUUCAAGGAUGAAGUGCUCCACCAAGUCCGUGACGGUCCCGACCGGGAUGCCUGGGCCAGCGGUCUCAGAACCUUUAUGCGCCGCUGGCAGGACUCCACCACCGCCGGCAAGCUCUCCCUGCUCCACGGUGCCGCGCCGGUCCGGGGUCGGUACGGCACCCGUAUCGGCGUCCAGCCCACCGCCACCGCUCGGCGGCGCUCAGACGUGCUGCGGGGAAGGGGUCGCGUCCCCUCCGGUCGGCCCACGAAGGCGUCACGGACGGCCGAGCACGGCUACACUGCUCUCGAGUCGUGA